This is a messenger RNA of Durotheca rogersii, 6883 nucleotides long. Its product is annotated as DUF1744-domain-containing protein. The transcript has 5 exons. The record is from RefSeq and is a predicted model, not a curated record. Lineage: Eukaryota; Fungi; Ascomycota; Sordariomycetes; Xylariales; Xylariaceae. Gene Ontology annotation, biological process: leading strand elongation; DNA replication; base-excision repair, gap-filling. Gene Ontology annotation, molecular function: nucleotide binding; single-stranded DNA 3'-5' DNA exonuclease activity; zinc ion binding. The coding region runs from base 1 to 6645 and encodes 2214 amino acids. Gene Ontology annotation, cellular component: epsilon DNA polymerase complex; nucleus.
AUGCCCAACACGUCUCUACGUCGCCCCCAAAAGGGCUAUGUUCGCCGCGGCGGUAAGAUGGCCUACCAUGGCGCAAACCGGACCCGAACGUUCGCCGCCUCGACCACGCGCACUGAAGCCACGUCGGCCGACGAGAAGAUCGAACGGACGCGCCUCGCGCAGCAGAUCGACGAGUCGAUGGGCUUCGCCAGAUACGAGUCGGGCCGGAAGAAAGAAGGGUGGCUCGUCAACACAUUCAAGGCAACCAUCGAGUACGAGCCGUACUUUGUGAUCGCGUGCCGGAAGGGGAGAGAGAGCGAGGUUGAGGAGUGGGCGAAGCGAGUCCCCGGCGGAGGCCUGGUCCACAACGUCAGGCGAGUCGAAAAGGAGGACUUGUCCAUGCCGAACCAUCUGCUCGGGUAUAGAAGGACAUUCCUCGAGCUGCAUUUUAGGAAUGUGUCAGACCUGAUGACCGCGAGGAGGGAUAUCAUGCCUAUAGCGGAGAAGAACAGGAAGUCGAUGGGGGCCAUCGAUGUUUAUGCCGAAGUUGCUUCCGAACAAGCGGGAAUUGACCUCUUUGAUGAUUCACGAGACGACGAUACACGAAAUAAUGCCUCAUUUUCCGACGCGAGCGAGUACAUCGUCGAUAUUCGGGAGUAUGAUGUACCCUACCAUGUAAGAGUAAUGAUUGAUAUGGAUAUUCGAGUAGGAAAAUGGUAUUUCGUGGAAGUGAAGCAUGGCAUUACCACUUUAAAACUUAACGAAGAACACUUGGUCCAGGCCGACCCGGUAGUAAUGGCCUUCGAUAUAGAAACGACCAAGGCACCUCUAAAAUUUCCCGACGCCGCGAUAGAUCAGAUCAUGAUGAUGUCUUACAUGAUCGACGGACAAGGAUUCCUCAUCACGAAUAGGGAGAUCGUGUCGGAGGACAUCGCGGAUUUCGAGUACACACCCAAACCAGAAUAUCCGGGACCGUUCAUGAUUUUCAACGAGCCCAACGAGAAGGCCGUCAUCGAACGGUUCUUCUCCCACGUGAAGGAGGCUAGACCGACUGUCAUUGCCACCUACAACGGAGACUUCUUCGAUUGGCCUUUCGUCGAGGCGAGAGCGAGUGUCAACGGCAUCGAUAUGUAUCGCGAGAUUGGGUGGAAAAAAGACAACUCCUAUUUGCCCCAGGGUAGUCGAGGUCUGAAGGCGGUCACCGUUGCCAAGCUGGGCUACGACCCGGACGAACUCGAUCCCGAACUCAUGACGCCGUACGCGGCCGAGCGGCCUCAGACUUUAGCCGAGUACUCGGUUUCCGACGCCGUCGCCACGUAUUACCUGUAUAUGAAGUAUAUUCACCCCUUCAUUUUCUCACUCUGUACAAUUCUUCCCCUGGGUGGCGACGACGUGCUACGGAAAGGAACCGGUACCCUGUGUGAGAUGUUGUUGAUGGUGCAGGCAUAUCAACACGAAAUCAUACUACCAAAUAAGCACAUAUCUCCAAAAGAGUCCUUCUGGGACGGGCACUUGCUCGAUGCUGAGACAUACGUCGGUGGCCACGUCGAAAGUAUCGAGGCGGGUGUGUUCCGGGCUGAUAUCCCGGUCAACUUUGUUGUCGACCCCGGAGCUGUCGACGAGCUGCUUCGUGACUUGGACGCGGCCCUCAAGUUUGUUGUCGAAGUCGAAGAGAAGAAAUCCUUGGAUGAUGUCACGAACUACGAGGAGGUGAGAGACCAGAUCGCGUCACGCCUAACUCAGCUCAAGGAGACUCCGAAUCGAAACGAAAGGCCGUUGAUCUAUCAUCUGGACGUCGCGUCCAUGUACCCGAAUAUCAUGACAACGAAUCGAUUGCAACCCGACUCCAUGAUCCAAGAAUCAGACUGUGCCGCCUGUGAUUUUAACCGUCCCGGGAAGAGUUGCGAUAGGAGAAUGCCUUGGGCAUGGAGAGGGGAAUACCUGCCCGCGAAAAGGGACGAAUACAACAUGAUCCGACAUGCUCUCGAGAACGAGAAAUUUCCCGGGAAGCGCCCCGACGCACCCAUGCGCACAUUUCAGGAAUUGACGGAGGAGGAACAAGCUAAUCUCACGAGAAAACGGUUGCAAUCAUACAGCCAAAAGGUCUACCACAAGAUUCGCGAUUCGACAACUAUUGUUCGGGAAGCGAUCAUCUGUCAACGCGAGAACCCAUUCUAUAUCGACACUGUCCGGGACUUCAGAGACCGACGGUAUGACUACAAGGGGCAAGCGAAAGUUUGGAAAGGCAAGACCGAUGCCCUGAAGUCCUCCGGGGCGCCAAGCUCUGAAGUCGAUGCUGCCAAGAAGAUGAUUGUCCUUUACGACUCUCUUCAGCUGGCGCACAAGGUCAUUCUCAACUCGUUCUACGGCUACGUCAUGCGAAAGGGCUCAAGAUGGUACUCUAUGGAGAUGGCAGGCGUCACAUGUCUAACGGGCGCGACGAUCAUUCAGUUAGCGAGAUCACUUGUCGAGCGUCUUGGACGACCCCUGGAACUGGACACUGACGGCAUCUGGUGCAUGUUGCCCGCGACCUUUCCCGAGAACUUCGCGUUCAAGCUCAAGAACGGCAAGAAAUGCGCCAUCUCCUACCCCUGCGUGAUGUUGAACCACCUUGUACACGCCAAAUUCACCAACCAUCAAUACCAGACAUUAGUCGACCCUAAGAGGUUCAAGUACGAGACACACAGCGACAAUUCAAUCUUCUUCGAAGUCGAUGGCCCGUAUAAGGCUAUGGUCUUACCAACAUCGAAGGAAGAAGACAAGAACUUGAAGAAGCGAUAUGCGGUCUUUAACGAUGAUGGCAGCUUGGCAGAGCUGAAGGGGUUUGAAGUGAAGCGAAGAGGUGAACUCAAGCUCAUCAAGAUCUUCCAACAGCAGAUUUUCAAGUUCUUCUUAGAGGGAACCACCUUGACCGAAUGCUACGCCGCGGUAGCCAAGGUUGCGAAUAGAUGGCUCGACGUGCUGCACAACAAGGGCUCGACGCUGGCUGAUGAGGAGCUCAUCGAUCUCAUUUGCGAAAAUCGAAGCAUGUCCAAGACUCUCGAAGAAUACGGUACCCAGAAGUCCACCUCCAUUACCACAGCAAAACGACUAGCAGAAUUUCUAGGCGAACAAAUGGUCAAGGACAAGGGUUUGAACUGCAAAUACAUCAUCUGCGCAAGACCCCGGAGUGCCCCUGUGACGGAGCGCGCCGUGCCUGUGGCGAUCUUUUCAGCUGCGCCGGAAGUCAAGCGCACAUACUUAACCAAAUGGCUCAAGGAAGAACCGUCUGAUACGGAUCCUAGAGCGUUGUUAGAUUGGGAUUACUAUCUAGAACGUCUAGGAUCCGUCAUCCAGAAGCUGAUCACCAUCCCCGCGGCCCUGCAGAAAGUUCGGAAUCCAGUCCCACGAGUGCUGCAUCCCGACUGGCUCCAGCGGCGGAUCAACAUCAAGGACGACAAGAUGAAGCAGAAGAAGUUAACCGAUCUCUUUCCGAAGGGACCACUGGAGGAUAUAACAAAUGUGUCGGUAGCUAGGCUAGAUGACCUCGAGGAUUUUGGGACCAAGCUCUUGAAGCCGAAGAGCAUCACCGCUGCCAUCAACGCAUCUCAGCAAACCCAACCUGCCCCGACGGCAGCGAAGCGGAAAUCGCCCGAGCCCGAAAAGGAAAACCUGGAUCCAUUCGCGGCGCUUCCCAAGGAGAUGCCUGAUCCAUCCGAGGACUAUCCGGCGUUUUUGGAAUACCAGAAGAAGAAAUGGAAGAUCCAGAAGCAGGCCCGAAUACGUCGCCGGCAUCUCUUUGGAGAGCAUCGUACUAACGCAGGCAGCAAUAUCCAGCAAUCUUUCCGCCAGCGAGCCGAGGUCACGUUCAGAAAUACCUGGCAACUGCUGCAACUUCGAACGACAGACAAUCCAGGCAUAGUGACGGCUUUUGUCUUGAUCGAUGCCAAGGUUCACUCGCUCAAGAUCAAGGUACCCCGGCAGUUAUUCCUCAACUUAAAGGCUAAAGACCUACCUGAUAUCGACGUAGACGGCUGCGAGGUUGAGCAGGUCUACCAUACCCUUCCUAACGGGCACGCGUCAACGCACCUCUUUAAAAUCACCGUACCCGAGGACAUCUACUUUGCAGAAGCAGAGAAGUUCUCGUUGCUAUCGAAUCACCCCAGUGUAGAAGGCAUUUACGAGAAGCAGGUUGCAUUAAACCUGCGAGCAAUGCUUAAACUUGGGAACACGUGCACCAUUGAUGAGACCCAGCCCGGGGUGCUCGGAAAGGGCCUCGAGCAGGGCUUCGACCUUGGGGGCUUAAUAAAACCGACGAAGCCGAAACCCUACUUAGAAACGAACCCGUUGGCGUAUCUUUACAUCUCGCACAUCACGGCCGGCGAGCGACAGAUCUUCGGACUGUUCUCGUCGACAAAGGACCAAGCUCACAUAGUCAUCCUCCAGAAGAGUAGGGACGCCGGCCAAGACCUGCCGAACGUCACCAAGAUAUACAGCGAAAUGUUUUCCCGGAGGUUACGGGAAGCCGAAGGCACCAAUUGGCAAGAUUGUUUUGGGUAUCAGGAGAAACUCACCUUCAAGACGACACAGGUGACCACACGACGAAAGGCGCAUCUCGAGAUCAGCGAUCUCAUCAAGAAGAUGAAGAAGGACGAGUUAAAACCGUUGAUGCUGGUUAUUCAGUCUUCGCAACAGAACCUCCUCGUCCACGACGUUCCCAUCCUCGCCGAGUUCCCCAUCCUACCCCUUCGAUACGACCAGGCUGACAGCUCCCUCCCUCCGCUCGGUUGGCAGUCCGUCGUCGCCAAGCGCAUAGUCACGCAUUACCUCAACCUUGGAUCUUGGAUCCUACACCUUACCGCACUAGCAAGAUACGGCGAUAUACCGUUGUGCAACUUGGAGCGCGACGAUCCUAGAUUUAUCAUCGAUGUUGCGUACGCGCGCCGUUUGCAGUUGAACAACGUGGUGUUGUGGUGGUCAUCCGGGUCUAAACCGGACCAUGCCGGUUACGAGCAGGACGACGUGAUGGGCCCCCUAGAUACCGUCUCCAUGCCAUCAGCUAAUACUCCCGGCACGUACGCCUCGGUAUGCAUCGACCUUGAAGUCCGAAAUCUCGCUAUCAAUACUAUCCUCACAUCAUCCCUGAUCAAUGAGCUCGAGGGCUCGGACUCGAUCUCCUUCAACCCGGCUGCCGACUCCGCACCGUCCGAUGGAUCCGAAAUGCUUCAUUCCGAGUCGGCGUUCGCCAAUGCCGGGGUGCUUGUACUACGUGAGAUGGUCAAGUCGUGGUGGGCAGAGGCUUGCAAGGGCAGCCCGAUGGCCGACGUGAUGGUCCAACACCUCGUGCGCUGGGUGGAAUCCCCUGAUUCUUUCAUGUACGACCGCACGCUCCACUACUACGUUCAGAUGAUGAGUCGUAAAGCUCUGCUGCAACUCAUGGCAGACUUCCGCCGCGUCGGCUCGCACGUCGUGUUCGCGAAUGCGAACCGACUGCUCCUGCAGACGACCAAGACAGAGGUGGGCAACGCGUACGCUUACAGCCAGUACAUCUUGAAGAGUAUCAAGAGCAAGCCUCUGUUCCACUUCAUCGACCUCGAGAUUAAAGAGUAUUGGGACUACCUUGUGUGGUACGACGAGUUCAACUAUGGCGGAAAGGCCUGCCAGGAGGUCGUGGAAGCCGAGCAACAGAGUCUCCAGACGAUCAUGAACUGGCAGAUGAAGACUUUCCUGCCGUCCCGCCUACAGGAUACCUUCCAGCACUGGGUAGUGGAGUUUAUACACCUCAUGCACAACCUGAAGCGGCCCCAGUCUGCCGACGGGGAGCCGGGCGCGACGCCCCGCCUCACGCAACUACCACUGCGCAACGGUUCUCAGGGUGACGGCGACAACGGGACGCAGAUUAUACUCAACAAACCGUUCGAGAAAUUGCUGAAAAAGGAGAUUCGGCAGCUAGUCUCGACGCAGGCGCGCGAGCUACUACACCCGGAGCUGGCGUCAGACUGGUCGUUCCCGGUCCUACCGGGGAGCCACCAAAAAGAUAUGCGCCAUCGGAAUGCCGUGCUGGAGCUGGUCAAGAGCUUGAUGCAGGUGCUGUCGCUUGACAAGAACAUCACGAUGGAGGCGCGGCUGCUGCGCAAAGAGCUGCUAGCGCUGUUCGAGGUGCGCGAGUUCAGCAAAGAGGGCGCGUUCGCAAACCCGAGCGAGAGCCUCAAGGUGGCGCAGUGGAGCUGCCCCGAGUGCACGCUCGCGCGCGACUGGGACCUGUGCCGGGACGAGGCGCUGCUGCCGGACCUAGCGAGCAUCGCAGCCGCCGCCGCCGCCGCCGCGGGAGACGGGAUGGCAAGCGAGGCGGCAGCGACGGAGGCGGCGCGCAGGGCGGCGGCGGCCAAGGCGUGGCGCUGCGCGUUCUGCGACGCGGAGGUGAACCGGCUGCGGGUGGAGGAGCGGCUGCUGGCGGAGGUGCAGGGGCUGGUGGUGGAGUGGAGCACGCAAGACGUGCGGUGCGAGCGCUGCGGCAGCGUGCGGCUCAACGACAUGAUGGAGCACUGCACGUGCAGCGGGCGCUGGGCCGAGAGCGUGCGCCGCGACGAGGUGCUGGGCCGGCUGCGCGUGCACGCCGGCGUCGCGCGCUGGUUCGGCCUGCGCAUGCUGGAGAGCCUCGUCGCCGACGUGCUGGCCGAGGUAUAGAUACCUAGAAUGGGAGGCGAGGCGAGUGAAGCCUCUGCUGCACGUGACUAGCUGGCGAGAGCGACGGGGGAAAUGGGUUCCGAGCCCGUAAUACCCGGGGUUAUGUGUAUUGCUGGUCUCGGUUGCGGGUUAAUAUAGGUAACGGUAUGGAAAAGGCAUGUGAAGGCUGCGGCUGGGAAAUGUUGAUAUAGGUACUCUGAGCUGAUUUUGAUAAUCUUGACAUCUAGUAUAGCCCCAU